Molecule: messenger RNA, 1983 nt
Organism: Gadus macrocephalus (Pacific cod)
Lineage: Eukaryota; Metazoa; Chordata; Actinopteri; Gadiformes; Gadidae
Gene: galns
Product: galactosamine (N-acetyl)-6-sulfatase
Exons: 14
Coding region: 32-1624 (530 amino acids)
Molecular function (GO): arylsulfatase activity
Source: RefSeq, a predicted model, not a curated record
AGCAAGCUCAAUCACUUCCUAUAUCGGUCAUAUGACUCGCGCUGCAAUGGACACAUUCAUUAAAAGUUUCACUAUAAUUUCUUUCUUAACAUAUGGAUGUGUGUCAGCGACCCCCGUAAAUGCCUCAACUCCAAACAUUAUCAUUAUGCUUAUGGAUGACAUGGGCUGGGGGGAUCUAGGGGUGUUCGGCCAACCCUCCAAAGAGACCCCGAACUUGGAUAAGAUGGCAGCUCAGGGAAUGCUCUUCCCCAACUUCUAUACAGCCAACCCACUCUGUUCCCCCUCUAGAGCCUCCCUUCUGACAGGAAGACUGCCGGUCAGAAAUGGAUUCUACACCACGAAUGGCCACGCACGGAAUGCCUACACCCCCCAGGAGAUGGUUGGCGGGAUCUCCAGCGAUGAGAUUCUUCUGCCCCGUCUACUGAAGAAGAAAGGCUAUGUCAGCAAGAUAGUUGGCAAGUGGCAUCUAGGCCACAGGCCCAAGUUCCUGCCCCUGGAGCACGGCUUUGACCAGUGGUUUGGUGCCCCAAACUGCCACUUUGGCCCCUACAACAGCAGUAAGAGGCCCAACGUCCCCGUCUACAACAACUCUGAGAUGGUCGGCAGAUAUUAUGAAGAGUUUCAAAUCAAUAGGAAGACAGGAGAGUCCAACCUCACCCAGCUCUACCUACAGGAAGCUCUCGGUUUCAUCCACCAACAGUCCCUCAGCAGCAAGCCUUUCUUCCUGUACUGGGCCCCUGACUCCACCCAUUCCCCCGUCUACGCCUCAAAACGCUUCCUGGGGCGGAGCCGUCGGGGCCGGUAUGGCGAUGCGGUCAUGGAGAUAGAUGAUAGUGUUGGUCAGAUCCUUUCAUGGCUGUCUACUCUUGGCAUCGAACAAAACACCUUUGUCUUCUUCACUUCAGACAAUGGAGCAGCUGUGAUGUCGGGCCCCAACGAAAGUGGCAGCAAUGGCCCCUUCCUGUGUGGGAAGGAGACGACCUUUGAGGGGGGGAUGCGGGAGCCAGCGGUGGCCUGGUGGCCGGGGCACAUCCCUGGGGCAUCGGUGAGUUUCCAGUUGUCCAGUCUGAUGGACCUGUUCAGCACCAGUCUGUCCCUGGCUGGUGUCAGUCCUCCAAACCGGACCCUAGAUGGACUGGACCUCACCCCGGUCCUGCUCAACUCACACCCAAACAACACUUCCCUCACUGACCGGCCGAUAUUUUAUUACCGUGGAAAUCAGCUGAUGGCGGUGAGGCUCGGACCAUACAAGGCUCACUAUUGGACGUGGAGCAACUCAUUGGAGGAGUUUGAGUCUGGUAUCAACUUCUGCCCGGGCCAGGAGGUACCAGGGGUCACGACUCACGUCCAGAAGGAGCACACCAUGCAGCCACUCAUCUUCCAUCUGGGGCGGGACCCUGGGGAGAAGUACCCAAUCAGUGUGCUGUCCAUGGAGUACCAGACUGUACUCAGAAGAAUUGCUCCAGUUGUAAAACAGCAUCUGGACUCUCUGGUUCCAGCUGCCCCUCAACUCAACAUGUGUGACCUUGCUGCCAUGAACUGGGCCCCUGCUGGGUGUGAGAAAUUAGGAAAGUGCCUCAAAGGGCCGGAGUCCCUGCCCUGGAAGUGUGAGUGGCCCCACUAGGAGCAGGGGGCCAGCACCAGAGAUACUUCUGUCAUGUCCUUUUUACUUGAUAACGUCUAUUCUAUUAAUAGGCAUAUGCUGUACAUGGGUUUUAAUGUGUUUAACGUCUAACGUUGACAUCAAUCAAACUUCUUCUUUCAUUUUUAUUUCAGUGCGGUUACUCAAACAUGUGUUGUGAGUGCAAUAUUUAAAGAAAUAGUACUUUUCAUCUCUGUUAUAUUAUAAACUAUUGAUCAUCAUUAGGAUGCCUCUUUAACUAAGAAGUAAUCUUCAUUAAUUUAAUAGCUUGGUCUCUUUUGUUGCUGUGUAAGAGCUGCUGUGCUGUGAAAACAUGAAAUUAAAAUUGCCUGUUAUUAUUU